Messenger RNA from Callorhinchus milii (elephant shark), 5155 nucleotides. Its product is annotated as cell surface hyaluronidase-like. The transcript has 27 exons. NCBI's taxonomy places the organism in Eukaryota, Metazoa, Chordata, Chondrichthyes, Chimaeriformes, Callorhinchidae. Bases 250 to 5013 code for a protein of 1587 amino acids. The record is from RefSeq and is a predicted model, not a curated record.
UGGUCUAAUGAAACUCUGGAAACGAGGCUUAUAUGAUCGUCAAUCCUCGUCACACGGUCCCAACAGCACAACUUGUUAAAAAAAAACCCACGAACUGCUUUAACACCCCCACAAACACAGUGGAAGCGUUGUGAUGGCUGCGUGAAACCGACCGCUGGCACUGGAGAGGGAACCUGUUGCAAGUCAAGUAUUGUCUAAGAUGUCAUGGGACCAUAAGGAGGAAACCGACUGAAAGGAAUGAAAUAGUUUAUGCCCUACAUUUGGGAGAAAAGCACACCAUAUAGAGUUUCUGCAGAUGAGAACCUACUACAACAAAGAUUGGAAAUGCAACCCGAUGAAGAACUCAUGCUCCAGUCUUCUCUCCAAGACCUUUCCCAUUACUGUACAGCUCAGGAACUUCAACCAAGUAGAACAACUCGUGCUCUCCAUUUAUUGCCUUCUUUUCUGAAGCCUUUGCUUGUUAAAAAUAGUGUGGCUGAACUGAAGUUUAAUAAAAACCUCCUACUUGAGGAAAAGAGGAAAAUCUUCCCUGGGACAUCAAGUGAAUCUUGCCUUCGAGUGUUCUGUGUGGGGGCUUUCACAUUAUUUGUGCUGUGCUUGAUCUGCUGGCAAGGAAAGUUUCAUUUGUCACAAGUAACACGUUCCAAAGAUUCAGAUCAAAUUUCUCUUUGGAAUGUAUCAGAACUAUCUGAAUAUGGCAGAGCUUACUCAUCAAGCAUCCACCCACUUUACAGACGUGCUGUACGGAGUACAAGCAUUACAAAAGGGAAACAGAAAAACAACUUGCUGACAAGUUACCAGAACAUGGAGACAAUGAAAGAAAUAAUCCUGCCUUGUGACUCUCUUCUUAAGAUAACUAAUUACGUACUGAGAAAAGUAUCGGAAAAAGCUGUACUGCUUGAAACCUGUGAUCAGAAGCUGAGUUCACAAAUUAUUCAAGUUGACCCACUGAUUCUUCUUAAAGUAAAGAUAAAACCACAGCUACUUCAACAAGUCUUAAUGUUGCUGAAAAGGUUGGGCAUGCUGAUAGAUGCACAUCAAGGAGAAGCUUUCUCCAUUAUGAAGAAGCUAAUGGCUAAAGAACAAAAAAGAAUUUUAGAGAAGACAGUUAAAAUCCAUAAUAAUCAUGGUGAUGGUGAAAUAUGGUUCACAUCCAGACAAGAAGAUAACUUGGGAGGAGCUGGCUGUCCAGAUAAAGUUCCUCAUUUAUUUUCCUGGAAUCCUGGACACAACGAAAAGAAGAAAGUUAAAAUUGGACGCGGAGUGUUCCUCCGAUUGGAGUCUUCAGCCUCAAUGCAUUCCAUUAUUAUUGAGAAUGGGGGAAAGUUAGUAUUUGCAGAUGCGCCGAAACCUCCCAUCACUUUAAGAGCCAAAUAUAUUCUGAUUAGGAAUGGAGGGGAGUUGCACAUUGGCUCAGAAGGUUGUCCAUACAGUUCUAUUGCUGUAAUCUCUCUUUAUGGCAAGUCAACAGAGGUAUGGAAUGUGGAGAAUUUUGGUAAGAAAUUCAUUGGUGUGGACAAAGGGGGAGUUUUAGAAUUACAUGGGAGAAAAAGCAUGUCUUGGACCUUUUUAGCCAAAACCUUGUACCCUGGAGGUAUGCAACACGGCGCUUAUCGUUUUGAGAAGCAAUGGGGCACCAGAGGCAUCAAUGUUAGGAUCAUAGACCAAGGCACAGGUCAGGUACUGGUAACUGAACGUUUCGAUACCCACCUCUGGGUGAAUGAGAGCAAACGUUUGCAGCAGUUUCUGCUUCGUCAGGCGUAUGGGCGAAUCGUAGCUAUGGCUGUGGGCGAUUCUGCAGCAAGACGUUUGACUUCACAAGUGAGGGAAACCAUCAGCGAACUACUUGGGAGCAACCAUGUGAAAUCUCUGAGUUACAGACAGCCAUGGGCUCUUGUUGGAGUCAUUGGUGUACACACAUUAUUUGUUGUGGAAGAUAAACGAUUCUAUCAGCCUGAUGGGUCAACUGGCAUGGCUCUGGCGAGAAGAAACUUUCAGACACAUGAUGGGAUUCAAUUCACAGUCACCGCCUUCAGUGAGUGGCUAAAAGCAGGUGUCCCUCACUGUGGAUUUCGUGUCGAAGUGUCAAACGGUGUAAUUCUUAAUUUGAUGGACAAAGCUUCAAGCUGGUUGCCUGGUAGCCGAAUAGUCAUCGCUAGCACGGACUAUUCCAUGUAUCAGGCAGAAGAAUUUAAUCUUAUUCCCUGCCCCGAGUGCAACAUUUACCAGGUUAAAAUUGAUGGUAUACCUCAGUAUCUUCACAUGGGUGAAGUUAUAGAUGGAAUAGAUAUGAGAGCAGAAGUUGGACUGUUGAAUAGGAAAAUAAUUAUUAAAGGAGAAAUGGAGGACGUGUGUUAUGGAGAAAACCAUUGCCAUUUUUUCAACUAUGAUACAUUUGGAGGGCAGAUAAGGAUCCUAAACAAUUUUGCCUCAGUUCACUUGUCUGGUGUGGAGGUCACAAACAUGGGACAACAGAUUCUGGGGAGUUACCCUGUACAUUUUCACUUGGCUGGAGAUGUGGAUCAAAGAGGCGGGUAUCAUCCACCUACAUAUGUUGACAAUUUAGCCAUCCACCACUGCUUCUCCCGAUGCGUUGCUAUACACGGAACUAAUGGUUUGCUGGUCAAAGAUACAAUAGGGUAUGACACUUUGGGUCACUGUUUCUUCCUGGAAGAUGGUGUGGAGGAGAGAAACACACUGUAUCAUAAUCUGGGGCUUCUUACAAAGGCUGGAACAAUUCUGCCUUCUGAUCGCAAUGAAAUCAUGUGUGUAACUAUUCGUGAUCAAGUAUAUGGAAGUUAUAUCCCAGUACCAAGUUCUGAUUGCAUGGCUGUCACAACCUUUUGGAUUGCAAAUCCAAAUAACAAUCUGAUCAACAAUGCUGCAGCUGGAGCUCAGGAUGUGGGUAUUUGGUACAUCUUCCACCGAGUUCCCACUGGAGAUUCUGUCGGUCAAUACCCAGAGGGUCAGACUGAGUUUACUCCCCUGGGAAUAUUUUACAAUAACCGGGUACAUUCCAAUUUUAAGGCUGGACUCUUUAUUGGGAAUGGAGUGAAAACAACAAAAUCCAAUGCUGAUAAUCCCAGAGAGGUUCUUACAGUAGACAUUGCAAGGUUUCGUCCACAUCAGGAUGCUGAUCCCAGAAAGCCUCGAGUUCCAGCCAAUAUUGAUGGUCUUGUAGCCUUUAAAAAUAAUGAUCAUGGUGCCUGGGCUAGAGGGGGUGACAUUAUAUUCAGCAACUCAGGGUUCUCAGACAAUGGAAUUGGAUUGACUCUAGCAAGUGACGGGACUUUUCCAACAGAUGAGGGAUCUAGCUUGGAAGUUAGCAAAUCAAUCUUUGUUGGGGAAAGCAGUAAUGUGGGCUUCAAUGGAGGAAAGAACAGAUACUGGGGAAAGGGAGCACGUGGCGAAUACAGAACACUUCCCAGAAACAGAACCUUUCCUAUUCGGGGGUUCCAGAUCUAUGAUGGUCCAGUCCGACUAAGGCAAUGCACAUUUAAGAAAUACCAAUCCACCCAUGAAAGAUAUUCUAGCGCACUUGCAUUUUUUAUGAGGAACUCCUGGCAAGUUAGCCCUCAGAACAAUGUGUCUCAGCUGAUGAUGGAGAGGAGUGUGGACCUUAAAGUAUUCUUUGGCAAAGCAGGCCAGUGGUUUGGAGCUAUUGACCUUGAUGGGGACAAAGCUUCUAUUUUCCACGACUUGGAUGGUUCAGUAACUGGAUUUCCAGACACAUUUGUAGCCAGAGCUGACAACUAUCUGAUUCGUCAUCCAGGCUGCCUUAGUGUGCCAAGAUGGAACGGAGUCAUAUGUGGUGGAAAAUAUGCACAGCUCUACGUGCAGGCAAGGCACCCAGAGAACCUCUCUCUUCAGAUUACAAGGGAUCCAUAUCCCAACCAUGUUCUGACGCUGCAAGGUGUGAAUCGUAAAGCACCGUAUCAACAGUAUCAGGCUGUGGUGAUGCUGCAACAGGCCUACACUCUGUGUUGGAAUGGCAGAGCGCCGAAGGAAAUCGUCCUCUACCCAAUCAAUUUUAACAGAGGGGACUGGAUCCAAGUUGGUCUCUGCUAUCCUAGAGGAACAGUUUUUAAAAUCAUGUCUGAUAUAAACGAGCGACAGACUGGAAGAGUACACAGUGUGGAACGAUAUAAGGCAGCAUCUUCAUUCAGCACUUUACAGAAAAACCCAGACAAGAGUUUGUAUUACUUUGACAGUGAUAUGGGACUCCUCUUUAUUAUUCUUCAAGCAAAGCACAUUCGGAAAGGUCACAGUUAUUGCUCCAAAUAUGGCUGUGAACGGGUCAAAAUAUCGGCACACAUGAUGUUCUGGGAAGUGAAUGACUACUUACAGAAAAUAUACCCAGUGAAGUACCCAAGUAUGCCAUCUUAUCUCUUGUCAUUGACUCAGCGAACAACUAUACCUUGUGACCAGUGUGGUGCCCCACAGGUUGCUAUCACCAGUGAUCCACACAGAAAGUACGUUAGGAUUCAAAUACAGUCACAGAGUGGAGCUGAGAUUCAGAAUGGACAAAGGUUUGCCUUCAUCAAGGUAAAUGAUGAAGUUUUCCUGUUUGAGAAGCCAGGGCUGUUUUUUGUUGUGAUGGAUGCAUGUUCUGGAGACAUUGUGAGCAGGCAACAUUUCGAUAUGGUCCUUGCUCCCCAGGUGGCUGAUGUCAUUGCUAAUUACAUCAAGAUAACCAUACCAGAUAGGUCAAUUGUUCUGGUUUGUUCAAGAGAUGAUGCCUCCUGGCAGCUGACCUCCAGGUCUGCAGCUUUCCUCAGGCUCGGUGCUGCACAGCCAAUGGGACUUUUCGUGAAAGGAAGUUUUGCUAUGUUAGGAUUCAAGGGGCAGAUGAAGCCAGCGUGGAUUAAAAUUGUAAACCGCAGUGCCGGGCAGAAGGUAGCUUCUCUACAGCAUUAUGUCCCAUUGAAACUGAACGAAUAUGGCUGUUCAGAAAAUGCAAAGGAAAUUCGGAAAGAUUUAAAGUUGUUUCACGAUCUCAUAUCAGUCAACUAAACUAACUUUAGCAACAAGAUGAUGAUGGAAUACAUUCCACUGAGAUUUCCUUAAUUGUCAAAUAUAAAGAAGUGCUGAAUCUCUGUCACAUUACUUGUAUUUUUGUAUCACUGGUAUAAAUAAAUAUGUUGCACACAAAAAA